AUGUCCGAUAGUCGAGACGGGCUAUCGCAACGGUCGGCAUCCCUCAGAGUCCAUAUGCCAGAUACCAAUUCCACAAGGAACAAAUCCGUCGAAAUCGGGAGCCGAAGGCGUGGGCUCAAGGCUUUCGACUUGGAGGCGCUUGGCCAAGCCGCGGAGUGUCUACGGACGCUGGCGCAUCCGGUUCGCCUUCGCAUUGCACAACUGUUGCUUCACGACCGGUACACCGUCGGCGAAAUUGCGGCGGACUGCGGCGUGGCCGAGAACGUCGCAUCGGAGCACCUACGACUGAUGCAGCGGUGCGGCAUCUUUGCGAGCGACCGGGAGGGCCGCCGCGUGUACUACCGGGUGGCGGAACCGCAUCUCGGCCGAUUGCUUGACUGCAUCGAGGCGCAUCGAGUGGUUGGCAUUGCCAUCGUUGGCGGCGUCGCCAUCGGGUUCGCGCUGGGGCUAACCGGCGGUGGAGGCGGGGUCUUCGCGGUUCCGCUGCUGGUUUACGGAAUGGGAAUCCCAGCUCGCGAAGCGGUUGGGGUGUCACUUGCCGCCGUCGGGCUGACCGCGCCGGUAGGGGCCACAGCGAGGUACUUCCGUGGCGAAAUCGACGCUCGCACGGGAUUGAUAUUCGCCGUCGCGGGAAUGAUUGGGGCGCCUUUAGGUUCGCAACUCUCAAAGUUGCUGCCCGAAGCCGCCCUGCUCCUGCUAUUUAGCGGCCUGAUGUUGAUAGUCGCCGCACGGAUGUGGCGUGCGUCGCGAAGUCAGGGGAGCGCCGCUGAUGCCGCGGGCUUCGUCUGCCAGCGUGACGCGGCGGGGCAUCCAAAGCUCGGUGGGCGAUGCGUCGCCUUGCUCUUGGCCCUUGGGACCACCACAGGCGUUCUCUCCGGGCUGUUCGGUGUCGGGGGCGGGUUUGUGAUCGUGCCGGCGUUGGUGCUCUUUGGAGGCCUAGCGAUUCAUACGGCGGUGGCCACCUCGCUGCUGGUGAUCUUCCUCGUCAGCGCAUCCGGCGUGACGGCCUACGUCGCGAACGGAGGCGCCCUUUCCUGGGUCCUCACGGGAUUCUUCGCUCUGGGGGGUCUCGUCGGCAUGCAACUGGGC
This is a messenger RNA of Symbiodinium sp. CCMP2456, 1089 nucleotides long. NCBI's taxonomy places the organism in Eukaryota, Dinophyceae, Suessiales, Symbiodiniaceae. The record is from the annotation of a GenBank genome assembly.